Calliphora vicina (urban bluebottle blowfly) is the source of this 1593-nucleotide messenger RNA. Its product is annotated as G-protein coupled receptor moody. The record is from RefSeq and is a predicted model, not a curated record. NCBI's taxonomy places the organism in Eukaryota, Metazoa, Arthropoda, Insecta, Diptera, Calliphoridae. Gene Ontology annotation, molecular function: G protein-coupled receptor activity. The coding region runs from base 24 to 1430 and encodes 468 amino acids. Gene Ontology annotation, biological process: G protein-coupled receptor signaling pathway. Gene Ontology annotation, cellular component: membrane. The transcript has 5 exons.
AGUUCUUCGACAAAUUCAUUAAAAUGCCAAACAGUAUUUCCUCAAAUAAAAUUCCAAAUGAGCUUUUUGAAGGCUAUUCUGAUGAGCUGUUAAAUUUUGCAGCUAUAGCGUGUAUAGUGUUUAUGGUCAUCGGGGUGCCAGGUAAUAUUUUAACCAUUGCUGCUCUAUCGCGAGGGAAACAGAACCGUAAUUCCACAGCUGUAUUUAUAAUAAACUUAUCAAUUUCCGACUUGUUAUUUGGAUGCUUUAAUUUGCCUUUGGCAGCAUCGACGUUUCUGAGACGUUCCUGGAUACAUGGGGAUUUGUUGUGCCGUUUAUUUCCACUAUUGCGUUACGGUCUAUUGGCGGUAUCGCUUUUCACAGUAUCCCUGAUAACAAUCAAUCGUUAUGUUAUCAUUGCCCAUCCCAGACAUUAUACAAGAAUUUAUCAACAUCGGUACUUGGCUUUAAUGGUGAUCGGUACAUGGCUAUUGUGUUUUUCAAUUAUGAUACCAACAUGGCGUGGUAUUUGGGGCAAGUUUGGUCUAGACAUAGCGAUUGGUUCAUGCUCCAUUCUACAUGAUCAUAACGAUCGCUCUCCCAAAGAGUUUUUAUUUGUGCUGGCAUUUAUGGUGCCUUGUUUAUGCAUUGUAUUCUGUUAUGCACGCAUUUUUUAUUUGGUACGUAAAGCGGCAUUCCGUUCCAGAGAACCUGCAUCAAAGCCCAUAUCGCCUAAAGGAACUGAAUCUAAUCGAAACGUCACAGAUCCAGAAAAUGUCAGGGCUCUCAUCAAAGUUGCGGACACUGGGGGUGGUGUUGCCGAUUAUUUGGACCUAAAGCCCUUCGAUGUGGCCGACGAUAUUCAGUUCAUAGACGAUAACUAUUCUUUAGACAAUUUACCAAUAUCGUAUGAAAAAAUUAGUAAAAAAACUGAAGCCAAAUCAAACACAUCUUCCAGUUUUACAAAUGAAACAACCAAAUCUACACAACCUUUAAAUAAUUCUAACACCAAAAGUUCAUCAAAUCCCGCAACACAGAACACAUCAGCGCGCCAUAAUCCGAUAAAAACAUCAAUUAAAACAUCAUUUACACGAUUUAGUCCCCGAAAAAAUCAUUACGUUUCCAUGGGCAAUACAUCGAAUGCAUCGGCAAUAUAUCCGGGGCGUAUGAGUAUAAAAGAUCGCAGGCUCUUGAAAAUGAUACUAGUGAUAUUCGUAUCGUUUGUCAUUUGUUAUUUGCCCAUAACGUUAACAAAAAUUUGGAAAGGUGCCAACGAUAAUCACAUUUUCAACAUCAGCGGUUACCUGCUGGUCUAUUUAACAACUUGCAUCAAUCCAAUUAUUUAUGUGCUUAUGUCGUCGGAAUAUCGGCAGGCCUACUGGAAUUUACUAAGAUGCCGAUGUAAAACUUUGUCAUCCCACAAAGAUUUCAAUCGUGUUCCGAAAAUAUAACAUGAUUUUGUAAGAAUGACAAAUGUAAGAAGAAGCUAUUUAAAGUUUAAGGCCGUAUUGUCCAUGGCUGGAAUAAACAUAAAAUGUACAUAAAUAAUGUGUAUUUAUUUGUACAUAAUUUGAUCACCGAAUAAAAGUAUUAUUGUUUUAAAUUAACCUAGAA